Chiroxiphia lanceolata (lance-tailed manakin) is the source of this 2996-nucleotide messenger RNA. It is a transcript of the gene ARFGAP3, whose product is annotated as ADP ribosylation factor GTPase activating protein 3. Bases 111 to 1661 code for a protein of 516 amino acids. The record is from RefSeq and is a predicted model, not a curated record. Gene Ontology annotation, biological process: COPI coating of Golgi vesicle. Gene Ontology annotation, molecular function: GTPase activator activity. The transcript is spliced from 16 exons. Lineage: Eukaryota; Metazoa; Chordata; Aves; Passeriformes; Pipridae.
GCGGGCGGAGCGUCUCGGCAGCGCCCGCUGCUCGGAGCGUCCCGGUGGCCGCUUCUCCUUCGCCGCUCUCUCCCGCCGCCUGGCCGUCCUCCCGCUCUGCCGCCGGCGCCAUGUGCGAGCCCAGCAAGCAGGACAUCGCCGCCAUCUUCAAGCGGCUGCGCUCCGUGCCCACCAACAAGGUGUGUUUUGACUGUGGAGCGAAGAACCCGAGCUGGGCCAGCAUAACCUAUGGAGUGUUUCUGUGCAUUGAUUGUUCAGGGACCCAUCGAUCCCUUGGGGUUCAUCUGAGUUUCAUUAGAUCCACAGAACUGGAUUCCAAUUGGUCUUGGUUCCAGCUGAGGUGCAUGCAGGUUGGAGGAAAUGCAAAUGCUUGUGCUUUUUUCCAUCAACAUGGCUGCACAACAAAUGACACCAAUGCCAAGUACAACAGUCGUGGUGCUCAGCUUUACAAGGAGAAGAUUAAAUCUCUUGCAACACAGGCCUCCAGAAAGCACGGCACUGAUCUGUGGACAGAUGGAUGUGGAAUACCACCUGCAUCACCUCAAAACAAAGAGGAGGAAGACUUUUUUGCAUCCCAUGUUACUCCCAAGGCAAAGAACACAGAGUGGAUGUCACCAGAAGCAGUUUCCCUCCAGCAGAAAACUUCAGAAAAUACUCCAGAAUCCAGUGCAGGAGCAGAACAUGGACCAAAUGUUGAUUGCCUUAGCACAUCUCCACAACCUGCAUUAGAGAAUACCACCUUCAUAAAAAAGAAGCCAAAUCAAGCUAAGAAAGGGCUUGGUGCCAAAAAAGGUGGUUUGGGGGCCCAAAAAGUGAGCAGCCAAAGCUUUAGUGAGAUUGAAAAACAAGCACAAGCUGUAGAUAAAAUGAAGGAUCAAGAGAAUCCUCACAGCAGCAAGAAAACUGAGAAGGAAGAGCCACUUGUGUCAUCUUUAAGGUUGGCCUACAGAGAUCUUGAUAUUAAAGCAAGAGAAGAAAACUUAAAUUUCUCUGGUAAGAAGAAAGCUGAAUUGGAAAGGCUUGGCAUGGGAUUGGGCAGCAACAGAAGUGGCAUUUCUCACUCAGUCACCUCAGAUAUGCAAACAAUAGAGCAGGAGACACCUGUAAUUGCAAAGCCCAAGAAGAGGUACACUGAUGAUGUGGAAGACUCCUAUUUCUCUUCUAGUUCAAGGUACUAUGAUUCUUCAGAUUUGAGGAGCAGCACUUUCUCUAAAUGGGAUGACAACUCAGAUUCUUUUUGGAAGAAAGAAAACAGUAGAGACACUGAUAUAAUGCUAACUUCAAAAAGCACAGGAUUUUCAGACAGACCUGCAUCUCGGCGUAAACCUGAAUAUGAACCACCUUCAAACACAGAUGAGGCCCAAAAAAAAUUUGGCAAUGUAAAAGCAAUUUCAUCAGACAUGUAUUUUGGAAGGCAAGAUCAGGCUGAUUACGAAGCAAGGGCUCGACUAGAAAGGCUUUCUGGAAGCACAUGCAUAAGUUCAGCUGACUUGUUUGAAGAUCAGAAGAAACAACCAACAGGAAGCUACAAUAUUACAAGUGUCUUGCCUUCAGCUCCUGAUAUAGCUCAGUUUAAAGAAGGAGUGAAAUCAGUGGCUGGAAAACUUUCUGUACUUGCUAAUGGGGUUAUGACAUCUAUACAGGAUCGAUAUGGUUCAUAACCUAAAGAUUUCUCUUCAAACCCACAAGUGACCCCAUUGCUGAUUGAAAUGAAGGUGGCCUUAAGACUGAUGAUGUUUUAACUUGUUUCUUUGUGCAGCUUUCUGGCUCAACCUCUUCUACUGCUCUUUCAUCUUUACAGAGCAGAAAUUUUGCAGCAACUUGUUACAUUGCAUAAGUUUUUUAUUUUUUUCCCCUCCUUUACAGUCUUUGUUUCUUAACAACCUUAUUGUAGAUGUUGGAAGCUUUAUUUUAUUGCUGGUUUUGUCUGUGAGGCAGGAAAGGGGAAGAGGGAUGAACUCAAAUGCUGAGGUGGUAUCUAGUAGACUGUAGCAAAAUAUACACUUAGGUUAAACCUGUGCUUACCAGGAAGUAGAAGCUUCCAUCAUAAAUUGAUGUGCAUUAAAAUGGUGGGGAAUUAGUGUUUUAAAACAAUAUUCCAGCUAGAAAGUUGUAUGCUUGGAUAUGAAGUAUGGAGAAGUCAAAAUGUUACUGAAUAGUGGAUUUCAUCUUGUUAUGGGAACAAUCUAUUUAUUCCUAGUUUUGAAAGUUACAAAAAAAUUGCAAUAUAAGAUCCUUAAGUGCUUUUAAAAAAUCUGUAUUGUGUAUAAAAUUGAAAAAAAAAAACCCUUGAAAUAUAUAAAGGACCUAAUAGAGUAGUUAAUGAAAUACUUGUUAAAAAUGUUUAGAACAAUCUUAAAUUUUUGAUAAAUUAUCAGUUAUUGUAUGAGGAAAUAGUGGGGCUGUGUUUUAGACAGUCUAGAAUUUAUUGCUGAUGACAUCCUGCAUAAAACUUAUUAUUACCUUUAAAGAAAAAAACAUCACAACCAACAAUAAAUUCAAGGUAAUUCUGUUCUGUAAUUUUGUUUCUUAAUUCAAAUUUGUAAACUGCUGAUGUCUAAUAAAAACAAUUGAUAAAAAUUAAAUUAAAUUUCUAUGUAUGGACACCAGUCUCCAGCUUUCUAAGUACUGCCAUCUGUAUUUUGUCCGUACAAUUGGCUGGUAAAAUUAGCCUUUAAUUUCAGUUAGUGAAAGUAGCUUUCUUAUUAAAUUGUUAUAGUGAUUAAGAUAUCAAAACACUAAGGCUGGGGCAGAAAAUAAGCUACUGAACUGAAAAAUACUAUGUUGAAAUCCAGUUAAGAGUGUAGCUGUACUUAGGUUUUAAUUUCUAACUGCCUCAUAUUUAACUCUCAGUUCUGGUAAUUUUCUCUUGUACCUAUUGGGUUUAGAUUUAUUAAUUAAAUUUAUUAAUCAAAAAUUAUCUUUCUUUUUUAGAGCAGUAUGAGUAUUUGUUCUUCUUAACUGUAGAGCUUUACAAUAAAAGACUUGCUUUGUUA